GUAGGGCAUGAAGUGAACUCUCAUCUGGAGGAGGGACUGGAAAGGUUUUCAUUACACGGGAAACAGUAAUUACAAAAGGUACCAAAACAGUGGUCACCGAUGGCAACUAAAGAGGUCAAACAAUGGUGGGAUCCAUAUGAAACAUCUAAUAGAAGACAAUUUGUCCACCAGCCAAACUCAGCUGCAGAAAUCCUGCUAUGCAGGAGCCCAUCGUCUACUGCAUUUAUAGACUCGUAUUCACAUUCUGGACCCCUCGGCUCAACUGUGUAUAAGAAGGAUUUUUGCUGGAAGCUAGCCUGCAAACCUGAAAGUAUUCGCACUGGGACAGCCUCGGGGCAGAGGAGAAACAACCCACAUCCCAGCCAGUCUUUCAUGACGUGGAGGCUACCCAGAGAGGCUGCACGAAGCUCAGACUAUGUCAGCUUCCCUUGGAAAUGUUCUCCGUCUGAGGGAGUGAUCCGUAAGGCCCUGACAGCACAGUACUGCUCUACCUACAGAUGUGACUUCAUGGGGAUGCCUCAAGGUUAUUUUGUUACUAAAACUGAAGGCGGGAGACUUGCACCUCUGUACAGCAGGCCUGAAGUGCCUCUCUCUGCUGACACAGAAAUGAGGGACAAUUACCGCAAGCCUAAAAGAAAACCAGAACUGCUUGGCAAUCCCAGCAACAACACAGAUUCUUAUGUGGCCUCAUGUGGUAUAGUUCCAACUGUUGUGCAGAGGCAUGUGCACUCGCAGCAAAAAAGAUACGACUUGACAAACUACAACAGGUUCUUUGGAAAGGGAGUCAGUGAUGUCUCAGGCGUGCUAAAGUCUCUCCUGCCACAAGAGCUGCAGCAGCUACAAAAAAUGUUAACAGAGGAGGAGAAGGAAGCAGUAAAAGCUUUGAGUAAAGGCCCUCAGCCAAUCAAUAGAGAGAAAGUGAGCAAACUUCCAGCAGUUGUGCCUAAUUCACGCACACCAGAGAGGAUAUCAAGCUGGCCAGGACCACAGUGAGCCUCAGUGCUCAUAUUAGUGGGUCUUUAAUCUGUGUUUGCAUUUUGUGUUUUUGUGUCAUUUGAUGGUAGGGUGAAAUGUAAUAGAGUAGAUAAUUAUACAAUACAUCAGAAAUGUCAUGAAUGCAUUUGCUGUCAGUUUUUUUGCGAAGAGAAUUAAAC
Molecule: messenger RNA, 1154 nt
Organism: Notolabrus celidotus (New Zealand spotty)
Lineage: Eukaryota; Metazoa; Chordata; Actinopteri; Labriformes; Labridae
Product: testis-expressed protein 26-like
Exons: 7
Coding region: 100-993 (297 amino acids)
Cellular component (GO): cytoplasm
Source: RefSeq, a predicted model, not a curated record